UAUGGGCUCGGGUAACCAGCCUGGCCCGCGAACUGAGGAUAGGGUAUCUCCGUAGGGGCGUGGCUUGCGGGGUCUCGCUUUCCCGCCGACGGUUGGCCCCGUCACGUGACAUGGGCUGGAAGAUGGCGUCUCCCACAGAUGGGACGGAUUUGGAAACAUCUUUGCUAAGUUUUGAGAAACUUGACCGUGCCUCGCCAGAUCUUUGGCCUGAACAAUUACCAGGUGUUGCUGAAUUUGCUGCUUCUUUCAAGAGUCCCAUCACUAGCUCUCCACCCAAAUGGAUGGCUGAAAUAGAACGUGAUGACAUCGAUAUGUUGAAAGAGCUGGGGAGCCUCACCACAGCUAAUUUGAUGGAGAAGGUACGAGGGCUCCAGAACCUGGCCUAUCAGCUGGGACUGGAUGAGUCCAGAGAAAUGACAAGAGGAAAAUUCCUUAACAUCCUAGAGAAACCCAAGAAGUAGCAACUGCUUGUGCACAGUGUCCUGAAGACCAUAACCAAGUCCCCUUCCCAGUGUGGCUCUGACAAUGCACACCACAUGCUUCCAUGGGAAAGACUGGCUUCUCCCCUACUCCUGGCACUCUGCACCUCUGAGACAUCUGGAAGCAAGAAAGAAUCUGUUCUACCCAAGGAUCAUUGCCAUUCACUGAGCUGGCUUCAUAGCUCUGGCUACGAGCGGUAACGCGGCAGUCCUGUCAUCUGAGAGGUCCUUUCCAAAGGUGAUCAGGAGGCUCGGGAUCUUUUAAUUACUUUAUUCUGUAAUGGCAAAGUCAGUAGUGACAAGUCGAUUAAUGGGUUCUGUUGAGUUGUACUUGGUCUUUUUAAAGAGCGUUCAUGAUGAAGACAUCAGAGAUCAACUACUUGCUGGACCAGACUACGCACGCAUCUUGACCUGUGAACUGUCAGAUCUAAUGGAUUCUCUAACUUCCAUUCUGAAGGAAACAGAGUCUUCUUGAGAUGUACAUCUGCUUUUUUAAGGCUAUACCUCCAAUGACACUCUCACCCUUAAGCACUGUCCAUCCCUCACCUCCCAGGCCACCUUGCAGUUCUGACUCUAGACUAGUGGAGCCCUUGUAGUGACUCUCUCGAGUGAAAGGCUCAUGCUGUGUCACCCUGAGUUCUAGACUUCCAGACUAGUAUGAAGGCAUCAAAAGGAGCUCUGCUCAGUCUGUUACGUUUGUAAGUGAAAGAGGAGUGUGAACCGGUGGUGGGAGGACACGGUUGUGCGAGCUCCCGUUUGGCUGAAAACAAAGCCUGAUGACUUAGUGCUGUGGCUUGGUGACAGCGCUUUGUCCCUUCUCCUCUCAGCCACGUGUCAGAUACUCGCUUAUAUGAUAGACACACCCAUGUGAAAAUGUUCUGGCUUAAAUGCAGCUCUCGCAGAUUUUUUUGCUAGUUGUAUGUAUCUGCUAACAUCUGAAAAACUUGCCCAUGGGUAAAAUGGAUUAGACCUAGCCUCAUGUUUUUGAAAAACGCAGAGAAUUCCCUCAAUAUUAUGGAAGAAAAGCUCUGUGACCAUCGUCCAGUGGGAGUUUGGACACAGGAGAAGCUGUGGCCAUGUAUUGUUAGGGCACAGUUCUCCUGAGGUUCACCAAGGGUGAACCUUGACCAUUCGUGACACUUGUGCCUAAUGCUAGAGUUGAUGUUGAAUUUUCCCUUCAUUAGUGCUAUGUGAUCGACACAGUUUUACUUUUUGAAAGGAAGAGGAAUGAAAUAUGUCCCAUGAAAGAUAAGUAUGAGAAGAGAAACAUUCUGCUGGAGUACUCCCUUGAAGGGCCAGUUGAUUUUAAGCUUAAGUCUGUGAUUGACAUUUUUUAUCUCACUAAAUGCGGUUAAAGUGAGUGUAUACGAAUGGUCAAAAAAUAAUGCCAUGUGUCAGAGUUUUUUCUUCACUCUGUUAUUGAGAGUUGAUGGCAUCAGGCACUUUUCAGAGUUUGGGGAUAUUGAAAAGUAUGUGGAGAAUACUGGGUUAGCUCCCCAAACCAACUCGUCUGUAAUGGGAAGCCAGUAGUUGGUGUUUUGAUCUGCUAUGGCCUCCUCCUUUUUCUGUCAUCCUAUUCACCAGCACUUAAAUUAAUAUAAGUAGAUGUUUUAGAAUUGUGAUAUUUAUUGUUUUUGUAUUUGUCAUCCUUAGAAAUGUUAAUGAUGUAUUUUUAUAUUGAUAAUAUAAAUUUAUGUAAGUAUGUAUAUGUAUUUUAGAAUGUUAGAGGGUUAUUCUUUACGUAUGUGUCUUUAUAAUAAAUAUGUCCCUUGU
Messenger RNA from Microtus oregoni (creeping vole), 2252 nucleotides. It is a transcript of the gene Lin52, whose product is annotated as lin-52 DREAM MuvB core complex component. Bases 111 to 461 code for a protein of 116 amino acids. Gene Ontology annotation, biological process: regulation of DNA-templated transcription. NCBI's taxonomy places the organism in Eukaryota, Metazoa, Chordata, Mammalia, Rodentia, Cricetidae. The record is from RefSeq and is a predicted model, not a curated record. The transcript is spliced from 6 exons. Gene Ontology annotation, cellular component: DRM complex.